CUCUCAUCAACACCAACAUCAACAUCUCCAUCGGACACGUCACAACCACCUCAGCCUUCUAUAACCCUUCACUAUAAUAACAAUGGGUUCCCAGGCCGAGAAAAAAGUCAGACCAAAGAGCUACCUGCCCAUCAUUAACAAGGUCGACAACGUCCCCUUGGACUUUGAUUUCAACACGCUCUACAAGCUCAUGCUUCCCAAUGACACCAGGACGCAUGGCUUCAUGCUCGAGCAGACUGUUGAGCGCCUCCCCUGGACCGCGGACUUCCACGUCGACCACGACGAGCGCAGGGUGCGCCUCCUUGACACCGCGGCCAAGGACGGCGAGGCGGACCCCGGCAGAGCCUACACGGCGGCGUUCCAGCGCGUCGUCGACGCCGCCAUCGCGUCCGACGCGUUCCCUACGCUGAACAAGCUGCACAGCGAGCAUUUUCGCAUCCUCGGCGCCAACCACUUCGUCUCCAUCGAGAGGUUCCCCGCGCCCCUGUUCGGCAUCUCGUCACGCGGCGCCCACAUGACGGCCUACGUGAGGACGGUCGAGGGGGGUAUCAAGAUCUGGGUGCCGAGACGGAGCGCCCACCUGUUUACGUUCCCCGGCCUGCUCGACACGACCGUCGCGGGUGGCGUCAAGGCCGAGGACUCGCCGUUCGACUGCAUCGUCGCCGAAGCCGCCGAGGAAGCGUCGCUGCCGGCGGACUUUGUCCGGGACAAGGCCCUCGCCGUCGGCGCCGUGACGUACGUGAGCAUGAACCGCCAGAAGGGCACCUUCUUCCCGACGGUCCUCUACGUCUACGACAUCGAGCUGCCGGAGUCGAUCAAGCCGAAGCCCGGCGACGACGAGGUCUCGGGCUUCGAGCUCAUGACUGUCGAUGAGGUCGUAGACGCCAUGCUGGAGGAGCGGUUCAAGCCCAACUGCGUGCUCGUGAUGCUCGACUUCUUCAUCCGCCACAACAUCAUCACGCCGGACAACAACGACGAGUACCUGGACAUCGUCACGAGGCUGCGGCGGCACCUGCCGGUACCCACGAGCAAGGAACAUUAACAACGGAUGAUUUGAGGCCACGACAGGAGCCAUGCAUGAAAUACCCGCGGGCAUUGAGAUACAAGGUCUCCAUCUAGAGCCCGUUUUGUUUUGCAGCUCUAUAUUCUACAUGGACCAUCUUGGUCGAUUCCAUGUGUCUAUGCAUACUAGAAUAGCGCCUACCGGGCAUUCUAAAGCUUCUUACAAAGUCUCGUGUUGUACUCAAUCCCCUCCCAGUCCUCCGUGCCGGGGAUCGCAACGGCGUAGAAGACGCCCUCGGGAUCCCACUUCUUGCGUAGGUCGAACAGCGUCGGGUAGAGAGGGCCCCAGAAGGCGUCUUGCCAGUUUGGCUGGAAAGGGUCGGCCUGUUUGCGUUGAUGUCAGCUUAGCACCCUGUUUUAUCCAACCCCUCACCCCCCCUCACCCCCAUAUGUACGAAAGCCAUCCGACAGCGGCCCAACUCACCUCGUUGACGUAGGCGCACCCCUCGGGCCCGGCCUGGCGCAGGGCCUCGUCCUGGAUGUUAGUCAAGACACCCCACAGGUCUGCCUUGGUCUCGAGGCUGGCGCCGUAGGGGACCGGCAGGAAGGAGAUGACGAAGUCGGUGGCGUUCCGGAAGGCCGGCCGGGUAGCGCUGUUGGCCUCUAGCCAUCCGUGUCCGGCGUUCUAGCUGGGCGACCAUGACGUGUCAGUAUUCUUCAUCUCGGACGAUGAGGACAUGUAGAGAUUCUGUUUGUGGGCAAGAGUUAGAAUUAGGGGUGGGAAGCGCACGUACAAGUGUCCGACGAUAGCGCCGCUGUUUUGCAGAUCCUCGCGGGGGCUCACGACGGUCCGGAAGGCAUCGACGAUCUGGUCGUUGCGCUUGUCGACGUCGGCGUGGCUGAACAUCCAGCCGCCGUUGGCCAGGUGCGUGCCCGCCUGCUCGCGCAGGAACAAGUCCGUGUAGAGGUCGUAAAAGGUGUCGAAGGCCUUGGUCGAGGACUCGAAGGGGACGCCGUUGGAGCGGAGCUCGUCGAGCAAGGGCCGGAGGAUGAUGUCCAGCUCGGCCUGGGUCUUGCCGACGGCCACGAAGGGCUGUACCUCAAGGUCCACGUGGGAGAGGUCGUAGUAGACGUGUUGUAAUUAAUCAACAACGUAUAGAACGAUUAGAAAUCAGAAUGUCUUCCGAGGCACAAUCCCACGUUGAUCAUGAUGGCC
Molecule: messenger RNA, 2218 nt
Organism: Colletotrichum destructivum
Lineage: Eukaryota; Fungi; Ascomycota; Sordariomycetes; Glomerellales; Glomerellaceae
Product: Putative NUDIX hydrolase domain-containing protein
Exons: 2
Coding region: 83-1042 (319 amino acids)
Molecular function (GO): 8-oxo-dGDP phosphatase activity
Source: RefSeq, a predicted model, not a curated record